Molecule: messenger RNA, 848 nt
Organism: Limulus polyphemus (Atlantic horseshoe crab)
Lineage: Eukaryota; Metazoa; Arthropoda; Merostomata; Xiphosura; Limulidae
Product: two pore potassium channel protein sup-9-like
Exons: 2
Biological process (GO): potassium ion transmembrane transport; stabilization of membrane potential
Cellular component (GO): membrane
Molecular function (GO): potassium ion leak channel activity
Source: RefSeq, a predicted model, not a curated record
AUGCUGAGGGGAUGUUCUUCUGCAACUGGCACUGGAGAACUUGUACGCAUUAAAGGGCUGAUGGACCAGUACAAAAUGUACACAGAUGUUGGAGUGAUAUUUUUAUCCACAGGUUACGGGCACUCAACACCAGCCACAUGGGGAGGGAAAACAUUCUGCAUGUUCUACGCCCUAGCAGGAAUCCCGUUAGGCUUAGUUAUGUUUCAGAGUAUUGGUGAGCGGCUCAACACCUUCGUGGCCUACCUCCUGGAGAAUGCAAAACGGUGCCUAAAGAUGAAGAACACGGAGGUCACAGAAACCAACCUCAUCUGUCUUGUGUCCAUCCUCUCUACAUUAGUGAUGACCACAGGGGCAGCAGCCUUUUCUCGCUACGAACACUGGAAUUACUUUGAUGCCUUCUACUACUGUUUCAUCACGUUAACGACGAUAGGCUUUGGGGAUUACGUAGCUCUACAAAAAGAAAGCGCACUCCAGAGUAAACCCGAGUACGUGGCCUUUAGUUUAGUGUUUAUUCUUUUCGGCCUAUCGGUUGUGUCGGCUGCAAUGAACCUCCUCGUACUGCGAUUCCUCACCAUGAACACUGAGGACGAGCGUAGAGACGAGGCCGAGGCUCAGACUGCAGCCCAGGAAGCCGUGCGCUUAGAAGGCGAUGUUAUAACCGCAAAUGGCAGUAUUAUUUCCGGCCGUGGACCAGGGACAUCCGAUUCUGAUGACAUUACUUCUGUUUGUUCGUGUACUUGCUACUCACACAGACGGACACCGAGACGUAGACAGUCUUUACGAUCUCCUAGCAACAGUAAACACGUUCCUUUGUUCCCGUUGCAAAUGCUCGGUGAUUCGGAGGCGGA